This is a messenger RNA of Theobroma cacao (cacao), 2774 nucleotides long. Lineage: Eukaryota; Viridiplantae; Streptophyta; Magnoliopsida; Malvales; Malvaceae. The record is from RefSeq and is a predicted model, not a curated record.
UUUCUUCUUUCCUUUUGUUAUUCACGAAGAAGAAGAUAUUUAUGCUGUUUUCGCGGUCCUGAACGAAAGUUGGCUAAUCAAAAUUUAGGCGGCUUUUGCUUCUCUCACUUUUCAGAUAUUUCUACAGGUUUUUGGUUAGGGAUGAGGUUAUUUGGAUAAUUUCACUGCAAAAUAAAUAGUUUUCUUUCUUUCUCCUUCAGCUCACUCUGCUUUUCUUUUUACUGAGAAAUUAGGGUUUGAGAAUGGGUGAAGUUGGUAUGGAAGUGGAAAUGGAGGUAGGGACGGCGGGGGAGAGGAAGAAAAAGAAUAAGAACGAGGAAAAAGAUGGAUCUUCGGCGGUUGUUCGGUGGGAAAGGUUCUUACCUCGGAUGGUUCUCAGAGUUUUAUUAGUUGAAGCCGAUGAUUCCACUCGUCAGAUUAUUACCGCUCUUCUUCGAAAAUGCAGUUACAAAGUAGUUGCGGCAGUUCCUGAUGGUUUAACGGCAUGGGAGACUUUAAAGGGUGGACCGCAUAAUAUUGAUCUUAUAUUGACUGAAGUAGAGCUGCCAUCGAUAUCUGGAUUCGCUCUUCUUACUUUGGUCAUGGAACAUGAUAUUUGCAGAAAUAUUCCUGUUAUAAUGAUGUCAUCGCAUGAUUCAAUUAGCAUGGUUUUGAAGUGCAUGUUAAAAGGUGCAGCUGACUUUCUUAUCAAGCCUGUUCGGAGGAAUGAGUUAAGGAACCUCUGGCAGCAUGUUUGGAGAAGACACUCGCUAGGUGGUGGACGUGUUCCUCAUAAUCUACCUGCUACAGAACAUGAAGUUGAAGCCACAGCUGAAAACAAUGCUGAGAGCAAUCAAUCGAGUGAUUAUGGAUCGUCAACACAGAAAAAUAAAGAAGGAAGUGAUACCCAAGGUCUUUCACAGCUGAAGUGUACGAGUUCAAAUUUUAGUGAUACAGGCGGAGAGCAGCUAGGAAACGUUAUCAAAUUGUGUCAAGGGUCACUUCAAGCUGAGGGUCAAGCUGAAGAAAAUUCAAAUAGAUUACAAAAGGAGGUUGCUUAUUGCAGUGUAGCUUGUGAAUCAACUGCAUCUAGAUUGGAAGAAAACCCUGCUUCUGUUAAAGGGAUGACUCAUGAUACUGCUGUUGGACUACAAAGUGAUAGAGAUAAUGAGAAUGUUAUGAUUAGAGUUGGCUGCAACGAUGAAUUAGUUGGACCUCCAACUGGAGCUAUUGACUUGAUUGGUUCAUUUGAUAAUCGACCAAAGGGCACUUUUGGGCUUUCUAUUUUAAGUGAUGGUGCAAACAAGUUUGAAUUUUCUCCACAGUUGGAGCUUUCCUUAAGAAGAUCUUGUUUAAGUAGCACUAAGAACCAAGGUACCAGUGAAAGGCCUACACUAAACCAUUCUGAUGCAUCGGCUUUUUCAUGGUAUAACAAUAGCAAGUCAUUACAGCCCAUUUUCCCUACGCUAGCUGGCAAUCGAGCUGCAUUGAAGGAGGGUGACAGUGAAUCUGGACAGCACCUGGAAAGUACCAAUGGUACUUCUCAACCUCAUGUUGUUUUAGUGAGUGAUAGUUGGGAGAAUCUGCCCAAUCCAGUCACAGGUCAAUCUGAACUAACAUGUCCAAGUGCCCAACCUGGGCUGAUUCCUGUUCCAGGGGUGAGGUUGGAUGAUAUGUAUGCUGGAUGUAAGAAUGUUUUCCCACACAUUUAUUAUGCGCAAUCAGGUUUACCCCCUGCAUGGAGUCCCAAACCAGCUGGACAGCGAGAAUAUUCUUCCUUUCCUGUGAGCACCUCAGUGCACUCUAAUCCUGAUGUUCAUGACUCAGAACAAGGUUACCACCGGUCUGAUGAAGCUACCAAUUGUUCUAUUGACCGGACUGUUCAAGAGCAGAACAAGCAGGACCCUGUUGGGGAACCAAGGUGCAGUUCUACUAUUGCUGACCAGAGUGCUUGCAGUAGUUUAUCUAAUGGUGUUGUGAAUCAUGAAAACAGCAGUGCACAGGGAGGUGUUUCAACUAGAAGCGAUGCAAGUGCUAGUGCUACUUUUGUUGCAGCAGUUGAUAAUGGCACAAUCACAGAGAGUUUCAAUGAUAGCAAUUUCUUCAAUCACGAUGGAUUGAAAGGGAUGGAUACUCAUCGCUCCAGCCAAAGAGAAGCCGCCUUGACAAAGUUCCGACUCAAGCGGAAAGAUCGAUGCUUUGAGAAAAAGGUUCGAUAUCAGAGCCGGAAAAGACUAGCAGAGCAGCGUCCGCGAGUGAGAGGGCAGUUUGUCCGUCAAGUGCAGAAUGAAACCCCCGUAGGUGAUGCUGAUGGCCCUAAAAUAUGACGAUACAAACCUGCCUUUCCCACCGACUUGGAGAUCGAUUCUUGAUCAAAGCAUGAAACUAUUCAAUUUUCUGUUGCAAGCAUAUUCAACAAGUUUUUUGAAAGUAAAAGUAGGAUCAUGUCAUAGCUGAAAUAUUUGCAAGCUUCUCUGGUAGCAAUGGGCGAGGACAGUAGUUUUUGCAUCCAACUGAAAGAGUUAGCAUUGUAAUUAUAGCGAGGUAGUCUUGGUUCUUUUUCAUCGUAGAUUAUGUAUGAUUGUAUGCACAUUGGACAACUGACUUAUUGUAGUUUAGGCAGGUUAGUUAGUUGUAUAAGUUUGCUUCAAUAGGGUAAUGUACGUAUUGGUGUCUUUGACUCUUUUCUUUACAACUUUGGUUAUUCUACUGAAUGGUUUCUCUUUUAGACUGCGUAGGAGAGCUCUCAUUCUGUAUUUGCUAUAAAGUGAUCUUACUAUUCGCUGCCUUUAUUA